AUGGCAGCAGAAAUUGAUUCGAUUGAUCGGCCAGGCCGACAUGACUUCCCUGCUACCCAGACAUCUUCCAAUGAGCCAACGUCAACACCGACCGCUGCAACAUCGGUGGAUUCUGAUGCUAACAAGUCGCGGGACCGUAAUGGCCAGCGGCAUAAUGGGCAAUUCCGUGGUGGCAAGAGGGGCGACCGCGGGAGAGGGGGCAAACGCACUAGAGAUUUUGGCCGCAAUGAGAGAAACAAAGGCGCCGACAACGGCAAAGACUCGGUUGACUGGCGAGAUCGGAAACGUAGGAAAUUCGAGCGAGAUGAAGAGAGUGGUCGCAACUCGGGGCCUAGCUACAUGAAAAUACAGUUUCCCGAAGAUGAAAUUGCAGCUGAGGAGCGUCGUCCAAAGCGCAAGGUUGCUGUCCUGAUAGGGUAUGCUGGCACCGGUUACCACGGACUUCAAAUCAACCAUGAUCUGAAGACAAUCGAGGGAGAUCUCUUCGCUGCCUUUGUUGCUGCUAAGGCUAUAUCCAAAGCCAACGCCAAUGAUCCUAAAAAAUCGAGUUUCGUGCGAUGUGCAAGGACUGAUAAAGGUGUACAUGCUGCCGGUAACAUGGUUUCGCUUAAGUUGAUUAUUGAAGACCCAGAUAUCGUUCAGAAAAUCAACGAGAACCUCCCUCCCCAAAUUCGUGUCUGGGGCAUCCAACGUACGAACAACGCAUUUAGCUGCUACGCAUCAUGCGAUUCCCGAUGGUACGAAUACCUAAUGCCAAGUUACUGCUUGUUGCCACCCCACCCGGAAAGCUUCUUAGGAAGAAAGGUUUUGCAAUCGCUUAAAGAAAAUGGUUUGGAGGAUGAAUACGCAGAGCGCAUGGGGGAAGCCAAAGACUACUGGGAUGACGUCGACAAGACUUACAUCCAGCCGAUACUAGACAAUUUAGAUCCCGACGUUCGAGAAGUAGUGAAACAGCGUAUUCAUUCACCUGACAGGGAUACGGAACAAGCAUCUGGCUCCCAAACAGACGCGACUAAGACCAGCGGCAAGACAGAUAGCAGUGCCGCAAAUGACCCAAAAACCAGCGAAGGGGAAAUUUCGGUCACGGAUACACGGGCCGUCGAUUCGGAGGCGACCAACGCUAUGGAUACUGAUGAUGUCAAGGCUGCAGCUAAGGUGACAACAGAGGAAGCGACAGUUCUUCAAUCCAAAGGGCAGCCAAAGAUAAAGGAGCAGAGCCCAGUCGAAAAGGCUUUAAAAGAGAUCAAGGCUGCGUACAUCGCCGCUAAGCGGCGGUAUCGAGUGACGCCGGAUCGCUUGGAGCAGCUACAAAAAUCACUAGAUCAUUACCUCGGCACUAAGAAUUACCAUAACUAUACAAUACUGAAGUCUCAUGGAGAUCCCUCUUCCAAGAGAACGAUCAAGUCGUUUGUUGUGAAUCGCGAGCCAAUCCAGAUCAACGAUACCCAAUGGCUCUCCCUAAAAGUUCACGGCCAAUCAUUUAUGAUGCACCAAAUUCGCAAGAUGGUUGGCAUGGCUGUCCUAGCCGUGAGGUGCGCUACUCCAUGGUCUCGCUUCGAGGAGAGCUACUCGGCCUCCCGCAUCAGCAUCCCCAAAGCACCCAGUCUUGGACUGCUUCUCGAGCGUCCCGUGUUUGAUACCUACAAUAAACGUGCUACUGAGAGUCUCAACUUGGAGGCACUUAGUUUCUCGAACCACGAAAAGGAGAUACAGGCGUUCAAAGAGGAGCAUAUCUAUCGUCGCAUCUUUGAACUUGAAGAGCAGGAGAAUGCGUUCCAUCUGUUCUUUAACCAGAUAGAUACCUUCAGGAGCGAUUACUUCUUGUGGGUUACGUCAGGGAAUCUAGAAGGCUUGUAUCAAAGAGAGGGGCCAGGUGACUCUGUUCCAAAGGAACUGGAAAACGAGCUAGGUGAUGAGGGCGAGAACCCGGGAGGCGAGGAAGGCUAG
Molecule: messenger RNA, 1947 nt
Organism: Xylaria bambusicola
Lineage: Eukaryota; Fungi; Ascomycota; Sordariomycetes; Xylariales; Xylariaceae
Product: pseudouridine synthase
Exons: 3
Coding region: 1-1947 (648 amino acids)
Biological process (GO): mRNA pseudouridine synthesis; tRNA pseudouridine synthesis
Cellular component (GO): nucleus
Molecular function (GO): RNA binding; pseudouridine synthase activity
Source: RefSeq, a predicted model, not a curated record